UGUAAUUCUCGCAUGAUCAUAUCAUUCUUUGGUGCCUUCUUUCUGGAAAACACCAUUUCUAUCUGUACAGAGUAUAUGGAUGGUGGAUCUUUAGAUAGAUACAUGCCAGUUUCUGAAAGAGUGUUAGGUCAGAUCAGCCUAUGUGUUGUGGAAGGAAUGUUGUACAUGUGGGACUUGAAAAUUUUGCAUAGAGAUAUCAAACCAUAUAACAUUCUAGUCAACACCGCUGGUGAAGUGAAACUUUGUGAUUUUGGUGUCAGCACACAGCUUGAGAAAUCUAUAGCCAUCACACAUUUAGGCACCUGUUAUUAUAUGGCGCCAGAAAGAUUAAAAGGUGAAUCUUAUGGCAAUCCUGCUGAGGUUUGGAGCCUUGGUGUCACACUGUUUGAGCUGGCAACAGGAAAGUUCCCCUUUGCUUCUUUGAAUGUGCCCAAAGAUUCCUCACAUCUUCAACUUUUCCAGAUCAUGAAUGUGAUAAUUACUGAACCACAUCUGAAACUCCCAGCUGAUCAAUUUUCACAAGAACUCAUUGAUUUCGUCAAUAAAUGUUUACACAAAACUCCAUCUUUGCGUUUAUUAGGACAAGAUUUACAAAGGCACCCAUUUUUACAACGGCAGGAUUGCUUGGAUCCAUCUAUAAUUGCAGAACUGGUAGCUCAGAAACAGCAUUCACAGCAACAGCAUGUUAUGGAUUCUUAG
Molecule: messenger RNA, 699 nt
Organism: Candidula unifasciata
Lineage: Eukaryota; Metazoa; Mollusca; Gastropoda; Stylommatophora; Geomitridae
Source: the annotation of a GenBank genome assembly